CGCCGAUUUUUGAUUAUUUGAGGCUCAAAUGCAUAUUUAGUCUGGGCAUUAUUACCCUAACGGUUUAGCAACGUCAGGAUUUUGUGCUUGUGCAUCCAGCCUACAAACACAAAGCUUCACAUACAGACCAAGAUGGCAGCCGCUUCAUUUAAUCGUCUAGUACGCUUCAUCCCCAAAUCAGACAGCUCAGCGAUCCUCCUCGGUCAGCCCGCCGACAGCGCCGUGGACGUCGGAGCAGCUCUGCGCGCUGAAAAAGAGGUCCUCGUCGAUAUCUUCAGCGGCAAGUCGGCGCUUAGCCCCGGGUCGAAGACGGGGAAGACGGAGUCGAUAGCGCGGCUUUUGUCGCCGCUUGCGCAGGAGGAGGUUGGGACGAUAAGGUGUAUUGGGCUUAAUUAUGCUCAGCAUGCGAAGGAGGUCAAGAUGGCGCUGCCGACUCUGCCUACCCUAUUCCUCAAGCCGGAAACUGCCCUAGCAGACCCCUGGCCAACGCCCUUCACGAUUCCUAAAUCCACGAUUGGAGAUGACACCACUGACUUCGAGUCCGAGCUCGCGAUUGUUAUUAAUCGCGCAGCAAAGGAUGUAUCGGAGGCUGACGCGCUUGAGUAUGUCUUGGGCUACACGGCAGCGAACGACAUCUCGGCGCGCAAUGCUCAGUUCGCGCAGACGCAGUGGUGUUUUUCGAAGGGCUUUGAUGGCGCGUGUCCGAUUGGCCCGGUGUUGAUCUCCAGCAAGGAGUACGACGUGAGUAAACUCCGAGUUCGUGGUCUGAAGAACGGACGAGUCUUGCAAGACUGUGGGACCGAAGACCUUAUCUUCUCCGUCGCUAAGAUCGUGAGCUUCCUCUCGCAGGGGACGACGCUGAAGCCUGGAACGGUCAUCUUGACUGGCACCCCAGCUGGUGUGGGCCACGGCUUCUCGCCGAAGGAGUAUCUCCGUGAUGGCGACGAGUUCUCUGUUGAGAUCCUGCCGGGUAUUGGGACGUUGACUACGGCGUUUGUCAAUGGGAAAUAGAGUGACAGAGUACAGCAACCGAUAAGUAUUACAGCAUGGCCAGAUCACUCGACAGAUUUCAGGUGGUGAUAGUAUGAUAAUCUGUACAUAGAAUAUAUUAUCAUGCCAAUUCACGGCUAUACUGCG
This is a messenger RNA of Pseudogymnoascus destructans, 1137 nucleotides long. RefSeq lists its product as uncharacterized. The transcript is spliced from 6 exons. The coding region runs from base 133 to 1011 and encodes 292 amino acids. The record is from RefSeq and is a predicted model, not a curated record. Gene Ontology annotation, molecular function: acetylpyruvate hydrolase activity. Lineage: Eukaryota; Fungi; Ascomycota; Leotiomycetes; Thelebolales; Thelebolaceae.